AUGUCGGCAGCCAAGCUGGAAAAGAAGAUAUGGAACUUGGAGCAGCGACUGCGCGAGGAGUUCCACGUAGAAUUGCGGAGGGCAGUUGGGCACUGUGUCGCAAGAGUGCAGCAUCUGGAGGCCGAGGUGCUUCUGCUCAGAGGGGAGAAGCCCUCGAGAACAGAAGCACAAUUUGCAGCACAAGAUCAGGUUUCCGUUGAUGUCUCCGGAGAUGCCCCGCUCCCAGGAACUGUUGCUGAAAAGACACAGGAAGCGGACGUGUUGCCCGUCGCCCGGCCGUCUUGGCCUGACUGGCCGGAAUGGGAGCCUAACGAGGCAGUCGCGAAAGAUGAGUGUGUCGACUGGGUCCCAUUAGAGCCUGUGGCUUUCUUAGAGUCUACUUGGAACCUUGUAUUAGUCAUGGGCUUUACCGAUGCUGGUUGGCUGGAUAUCAUUAUUGCCUGCCUGCUCCUGAUUGCCAGCGCCGGUCUGCAAAUCGCCUUCAGCAUAAUUUUGCUGUCGCCAGAUUUCCUUGGACAGCCCUUUGAAAGCCACAUCCAGAGCGCAGAGUCAUGGAGGGUCGGUGUUGCUCAUGAUUACAGGCACAUGGAUCUGGCACAGACCAGCCUCGUCUCACGGGUGUGCAACAAGGAUCCUUCCCUUAUCGUAUCGACAAGUCAAGCGACUCUCCUUGAUCAGAUUGAUGCUUUCCUCGGCCUCCUACAGCCCUUGAACGUGAGUCUGGGAAUCCUGCUCUGCAUGCUCUGCAUCCUCCUAUGGUGCCUCUAUCUCUGCAAUGAAUUUCGAGCCAUUGGCCUGUCGCUGGAGGCGAUUCUGCAGGUUCCACGUCGUGCCUACACGACCUUCGAUCACGGUCGCUUUACGACGAUGUCCUACUGGCGCUUCGCGGGGUAUUGCUUGGCCCGACUCACUCGUGGCGUGAUCGCCGGUUUGCUGCUUUAUGCUGGAAUUCUUUGGCUGGGGAAUACCACGUCGAUCACCGAUCUCAUGCUGAACGCAGUGGCCCUCGGGGCUGUCCUGGACGUCGACGAGAUGUUUUUUGCGGCCCUGAUGCCGAAGAAGAUUCAGAUCAAGAUCCAAGACUUGGAGGCCAUCAAGAUCAACUAUACCCGCGCGAGGAGCCAAAUCGAGUCAGUGUUGCUGCUUCUUAUUAUGUGCGGGCUGAUGUUGUGGCCUUGGUUCCACUUGGUGGAGCCACUUGGCAACCACAUGCUGGAGGUGAACAGGACCUUGUGUGGCGGGAACCAAGACUUCGUUGUUGGCAUUAACUCGAAUCAGGGUAUCACGGUCGGGCGAGAGACAACGAUGUUUGGAGACGCUUCCAACUUGAGCCUGAUCGAGAUCGCAGUCAGUGACCUUGCUUUUCGGGAACUGGAGAAUGCAUCCUAUUCUUCCAGGUACAUCCUGAUGCCACAAGAGGCAACUGAUUUUGAGAACAAGCGAACUGAACUAAUGUCUGCAGCGGCGGCGCUGAUACUAGAUUGUUCUGACUUUGACCUCUAUUACGUGGAAGGGCAGCCCACGACAAACAACUACGCCCCUUACUGGUACAACACCGCACCCGGCCUCGGCUUUCCGCAGAAUAGUUCGUGUCAGGACAUGAAAGACUACUGCAACAACGAAGAUGGUGAGCUGCUGCGCUUGACUUGUGGAGUUACGUGCGGCUGCGCCGAACCAUCUACGAACCCGUGGUUCCGCGUGGUGGAGAGGGGAUGCUCCAAAAAGUGUAUUGACGAAAUGCAGGUUGUAAUCGACGAAACAAACUGCACCGAUGCUCCAGUGGAUUCUGCGUAUUGGCAGACAUUCUGGCAGGACUACCCCACAAUAAUCUCCAAUUUCCUUGGAGAGCGGAAUACGUCCAAGAUUGACGAGCUGCGAGUCUUCGCGAAUCACAUGCGGACUGAGGGGUGCUCAGCACUGGGCAACUCGAGCUAUCAGUACGAAGAGCUGACUCAGACGAGCUUCUGUGCGGGACACUCCCAGAUUUGGGCGCCCUUGAGCAUCCUCUGCCCGAACACUUGCUGUGAAGGCGAAGACGGUGAGUUUUGCCCUUCAAGCUGUCAAUGUCGGCCCGAAGGCCAAGACAACGACCAGGAUCUGCUCGACAAUAUGCCUACGGGCAAUCCGGACUUCGCGGGAAUUAUGAAUUGCCGAAUGGCAGCGGGCAACAACCUCUGCACGACCCACCCGAUCGUUCGACAGCACUGCGAGUUGAGCUGCUCCUGCGCGAGAACUGAUUAG
Molecule: messenger RNA, 2241 nt
Organism: Symbiodinium sp. CCMP2592
Lineage: Eukaryota; Dinophyceae; Suessiales; Symbiodiniaceae
Source: the annotation of a GenBank genome assembly